GCAGUCUCCAUCCACCAGCUUCUCUGUCUUUUUGCGAAACGAGUAACCAAACUUCGACUUCAGCUCAGUGCUUUGACAAGUAACGGCCCAAAUACUCUCACCAGCACAUUCGUCGAAUUUACUCAACCGUCAAAAGCUCCCUCAGCUCUAGCCCCCAACAGUCGUAUAUUGCUAUCACAUAAUUCCUCUUUGACCCCUGAGAAUGAAUCAGCCUCAUUGAAAGCCUGUUCUCCUGAAAGUCUUAGCCCCUGCCAUAGCAAUACUAGCGGCAAAGUAGCUAGUCAAGAAAGGACACUAUGUGGUAUGGAUAAAGAUCAGACUGACGACACUGGGCAAGUACAGCCUGCUCAAAUAUGUCUAGAGCCGAUUGUUCAAACCGAUAUUGAAGCUCUUGAUUCUGGGAAUCUUAGUCAGCCUUGUCCUGAAAAUAAGCCUUCCGGAUUGCCUCUUGACAAUGGAACUCACAAAGCUACCAUUGAUUGUGCGCUGCCCUCAGCUUGUCCGCAACCGGCCACUCAACUGGCUCGCCAGCUAUUUUUGCCUCUUGUAAACGAAUUGGCAAGUCUUUUCGCUGGUGAGCUUAAUCCCGUUGCAGCCAAGGCGCAGCGUCGCGUCCCUCUGCCAGAAGGACUCGACCUUGAAAACUGGAUUAACCCAGCUCCAGCACCGCCAGGGACUUUACACUUGGUUUCCAGAACGAGCCGAAGAAGCCGAGUGAUUGCAUCUGAAGCUUCCUCGGCGGGAAUUACAAAUGCAAUAGAGGCGUGGAAUACCAGCACGGUAAUGCGUGGUUCUCAGCAUUUUUGUCUUCCAUAUUAUCUAUUAAACGAUAAUCGUUUUGAAAAUAGAUCUAUCUGCUUCAUUAUUGAGUUUGUCUCAUCGUAA
Protopolystoma xenopodis is the source of this 885-nucleotide messenger RNA. The record is from the annotation of a GenBank genome assembly. Lineage: Eukaryota; Metazoa; Platyhelminthes; Monogenea; Polystomatidea; Polystomatidae.